Molecule: messenger RNA, 351 nt
Organism: Fraxinus pennsylvanica
Lineage: Eukaryota; Viridiplantae; Streptophyta; Magnoliopsida; Lamiales; Oleaceae
Source: the annotation of a GenBank genome assembly
AUGCCACCUAAGUCGAAGGGUGGCCAUCUUCCGCGCACCACCCUUGCCACCGUGGAAUCCUUAACCAUGCCUCUUGAGCAGGAACUUGUUUUCUUAGCAGAUUUUCGGUGUUCAGGGUGCCAGCAGAGAGUUACUGAGAUUGUGUCAAAAAUGAAUGAAGAGAUCCAAUCCGUGGUGGUUAGUGUAUUGGAGAAGAAGUUAACACUGAUAUGUACAUAUCCAGCUACUGCUGAUAAAUUUUCUGUACAAAAUGCUACUGCUUCGACGUACACGGGUUCAUCAAGCAAAGCCUCCCUCAUCGCUCGGCGCCUUUUUCGCUCUUUCUAUAGUCGAAAGAGAGCGCUAACUUAA